Molecule: messenger RNA, 1406 nt
Organism: Oncorhynchus keta (chum salmon)
Lineage: Eukaryota; Metazoa; Chordata; Actinopteri; Salmoniformes; Salmonidae
Product: triokinase/FMN cyclase
Biological process (GO): glycerol catabolic process
Cellular component (GO): cytosol
Molecular function (GO): glycerone kinase activity
Source: RefSeq, a predicted model, not a curated record
GGUACAUAGGUAGCGGUAUGCUAUCAGCAGCGGUUGCAGGUGGUGUCUUUGCCUCCCCUCCCCCGGCCAGUGUUCUAGCGGCCAUUUUGUGUCUAAGUGACGCGGGGGUGUCGGGAGUUCUACUCAUCGUUAAGAACUACACCGGCGACCGCCUCAACUUCGGCCUCGCUGCGGAACAGGCCCGUAACCGCGGCGUCGCAGUCGAAAUGGUGAUUGUCGCCGACGACUGUGCUUUCGAUCAACCCAGUAAGGCCGGGAGGAGGGGUCUGUGUGGGACGGUGUUCGUUCACAAGCUUGCUGGGGCUCUGGCUGAAGAAGGUUGUUCAUUGGACGAGAUCGUCUCCAAGGUGACAGAGGCAGUGAAGGGCAUUGGUACUCUGGGGGUCAGCUUGUCUCCCUGCAGUGUUCCAGGCUGUCUGCCUUCCUUUGACCUGCCUGCUGGAGAGAUGGAGCUGGGACUGGGUAUCCAUGGUGAGCCUGGCAUUAAGAGGUCGAAGGUGACCUCGGCGGAUGAGGUGGUGAAGACCAUGGUAGACCAUAUGACCAACCCUGCCAGCCAAUCACAUCUGUCUCUGAAGUCAGGUGACAGUGUGGUCUGUGUCAACAACCUUGGCGCUCUGUCUUGUCUAGAGAUAUCUGUUGUUACUAGAUCUGCUAUACGCUACCUGGAGGGUCGUGGGGUGCGGGUUGCCCGGGUGAUGUCGGGGUCAUUUAUGACAUCACUGGAAAUGGCGGGAGUGUCUCUGUCAAUGAUGAGAGCAGACCAGGAGAUACUCCGACUGUUUGAUGCCAAGACCACAGCCUCUGCCUGGCCCAACCUCAGUACUGUGUGUAUCAGUGGGACAAGUUACAUUCUGGACCCUCCAGCGAAAGACAUGCAAGAGACCUCACACACAGAAGGUCCUCUCAGUGAUGUGAUGCGGAAGGCUCUAGAAGCGGUGUGCUCUUCCCUUCUUCAACGCCAAGAGGAACUAAACUCGCUGGACAGGGCAUCCGGGGACGGAGAUUGCGGGAACACUCAUGCCCAAGCUGCCAAAGCCAUUCAGGAGUGGCUUCCGAGUCACAUUGUUCCUGUGCCGGGGCAACUACUGUCCACUCUCGCCGGAUUGGUGCAGGAGAGAAUGGGCGGGUCUUCAGGAGCGUUAUACAGUUUGUUCCUGACGGCAGCUGCUGCUCUUCUGAAGGACCGCAGCGACCCCGCAGCCUGGGCCAACGCUAUGCAUGCUGGGACAGACGCUAUGAGAUGGUAUGGAGGAGCUGAUCCUGGAGACAGGACUAUGUUGGAUGCUCUGUGUCCGGCAGUGGAGGAACUGAGGAGACUGACAACAUCGCCACCUGGUGGUCACAUGGCCAUUCUGCAGGCUGCUGUGGAGAAAGCUGAACUGGGGGGCGGAGUCUACCCGUGA